Molecule: messenger RNA, 1796 nt
Organism: Stegastes partitus (bicolor damselfish)
Lineage: Eukaryota; Metazoa; Chordata; Actinopteri; Pomacentridae
Gene: tedc1
Product: tubulin epsilon and delta complex 1
Exons: 8
Coding region: 1-1323 (440 amino acids)
Source: RefSeq, a predicted model, not a curated record
AUGCAGCGGACUAAAGCGUCUGUGAGUGUGGAGGUGAAGCAGGUGAUUGGAGCUCUGUGCAGACUUCUAGCGGCAGUCGGCGUGGACUCUGUGCCCGCACCGGAGAGCUUCAGACGGGCGAAGUUCGGUGGUGGAGCCGAGGAGGACCAGUUUUGGCAGCUUCUUUCCAGCAUCCUUCAGAAAGCUGGUGUUGUUCCGUCUGAAGCCGGCUCACAGCUCGGAGGAGAGCACAGAAAGUGGGUGGCUGCAGGCCUGUGGCAGACUGGCUACCAUGCUGACUGGAUGUAUGAGAGCGAGGGAGGAGAUGCAGAGGGGGGAAGGAGUUUGUCCAGCAGAGAUCUGCUCCUGGCGCUCGGCUGGCUGCUCGCGAGUGGAACACUGGAGAAACUGCUGACACAGCGAGUACAGCAACUGGACAAAACACUGCUCACAUCUGUACCUGUGAACCUUCACCUUUCCAAUGAGUUUCAGUCUGACUCUGCCUCCCUGAGGAGACUUCAGUGGCUCACAGGGUGUCUGAGACACCAGGGAAGGAUCCUGCUGUCCAUGCUACAAGAGCGAACCCGACUGCUUCAUGCUGUUUUUUCUGCCAACCUCUCCUCCACUGCAUCUUCGUCUUCUAGCCAAAGCUCUACAGUGUUAAAAGAGGACUGCAGUUGCAUCCGGCAGCUCUGUGACCUUCUAGAAGCAUAUCUGAACUGGACACAGGUGGAGAAAGUCUUCUGGACGUGGAUGGACAGUGUGGUGGACUGCCAUCUGACUGGUCCUGUUGUCAAAAGGCCUACACAUACACCCAGUGGGAAUCUGAGAGUGUGUCACCACGGAACCUGGGGGCUGGAGAAGCUGGAGGACAUGUUGUUGAGACUUCCUACUGCACAGGAGUGCAACACACACACAUCCAUUAGAACACAGGUUAGUGUUUUCAUUGCAUCUAUCCUCUAUUCUCUGUCUUCCCAGGAAGGCCAGAGGAGAGGCAGAGGGGAUGUUAAGGACAGAGAAGGAGGAGAGAAGGGGCAGGCUGGACUGGAUGCCUCCUUCCUCCCUCCUUUUAUCUCCUCUCUUCCCUCUGUGCCCGCCCUCAGUCAGGUCUGCCGAGCCAGACUCAGAGUUGAGAAGCCAGUCAGACACAGAAGCUGCACUGCUGAGGACGUCCACAGUGGUGCUGAGGCUCCAUGUGAGCUGCCGGUGUCUCAGGCUGCAGAGAUGCUGCUUCAUGCUGAGACUCUGCUGCUGGAGAGGAGGGACAGGCAGCGACAGGCCAACAGGACACAGCUGCAGGAGAUGAUUGGCAGGCAGGAUUUACUGGUGUUGAUACCACCUUAGAUGUUUAGUUUAUAUUUGGAAGAUGACAUUUUGCAGUAGUGAAUGAGAUGCUCCUGUCAAAUUUAAAAGGACCUGUCUAUGAGAUAUGUGUUUAUUUUGUGGGGGACAUGUUAUAAUAUUCAAGUCUUUAGCUUUGAGAUUCAACAUGGAUUUCUUUUUUUUUUUUUUUUCAUUUGCCAACAAUUCACAUGACAGUUGAAACCAAAUAUUUUGUUGCAUGUUUUCACAUUCUCAAGGAAAUAAACUUAGAACAUAAGCUUAGUGUAGCACAAAGUGUCAGAGUGCUUCACAGAUCCAAGAAACAAACAACACAUACAAUCAAGACAAAUUAGGAAAAACAAAGAACAUUAAAUGAAAUCAUUCAUUGUAAUUAAGAAAAAGCAUUCCUACAUUUUCUAACAUGACUUUCAAUAAAUGUAACAAUAAAUUCAUAUUCCUACAUUGUAGAUUAAAUGAAAAAUGAAAUGAAAAAU